AUGGAUUUGUGUAACACAGUUUCAUCUUCUGUGGAGAUACGAAACUGUGGAGAAGUGAGGAAGGAGAAGGGUGAAAAAAUCAGAAUCAGAAACGGAACUUACGGGGAGAUUUCCAGCUGUUUCGUGAGGUCUCAGAAGCUGAUUUUGGUAUCAUCGGAAAGAUCGUCUUCUCAGCUUUCUAAACCAUCCGAGAUCACGAUCUCGAACCCACGUUUCCAGAUCUUCUUUCAGUGGUCCAAUCAGAGUUUCUGCUUGAGGUUUUGGGGGAAGGAUUCCGGUCGAACCCGAACGAUUCAGACCAGAUUGGUGGUAGAUCCAGAUAGAGGGAGUGUCAGAGAAGGCAAGGGAGUCGAAGUUGGUACCAUAGGAGGUUCAGUUUUCCUACAACAGUCUCAAUCCGUUUUCAGCCAAAUUCAGAGAGGAAGAAUCGAGCUAUGGGCCAUGGUCUUCCCUCGAAACUGGACUGUGAUGGGCCGACGGGUUACAUGCAGGUCACGAACGGCUGACGAGCCCGGUAUGGGAGUGUAUGAGCUACGGCUGCCUCCAAGCAUGAGAAUGCCACCAAAGAAGACAACGCGUGUAGCAAAUGCAAAUGUAAAUGCACGAGCUGCUGGGCAAGGACAACCACAAGGUGGAGCAGAACCUGCAAUAACACGUGCAGAGGUGCAAGAGCUUCGGGAUAUGAUGAGAGAGAUUUUGCAGAGACAAGCAGCACCAGCAGUAGGCCAACCAAAUGCUGCACCACAUGGCCAUCACCUACCACCAGCUGCACCACAUGUUCAACAUCCACCACCACCUCCAGCAGGGGCACCAGCACCAGGAAUUGGUCUCACAUACUGGGAGACACUGAGACUCAUGACAGAUUUGGGUACAGAGAUUUUCAAUGGUGGGAAUAACCCAGUGGAGGCUGAUGAUUGGAGGAAGCUGUUAGAGAGGAAUUUUGAGUCAACCAGGUGUCCAGUUGAAUUCAAGAAAGGGCUUGCAGUUCAUUUCUUGCGUGGAGAGGCACACAUUUGGUGGGAGGGUGUGAUGCGGAGCAUGCCUGCUGGAUAUGAGAUACCUUGGGAGACUUUCAGAGAUGAGUUCAACAGGAAGUACUUUCCACAAGAAGCAAUGGAUACUAUGGAGUGUUCAUACUUGGAGCUUCGCCAGGGGUCCAUGACUGUUAGGGAUUAUGAGAGGGAGUUCAACCGCCUUAGUAGGUUUGCAGGGAGAGAGCCUGGAGAACAGAAGUUGAUUCGUAGAUUCAUGAGAGGGUUGAGGCCAGACAUCCGCAACCAUUGUUCAGUUCGAGACUAUGGUAGUAUGAUUGAGUUGGUUGAGAAGGCGGCCAUGAUGGAGACUGGGCUUGAGGAGGAAGUUAAACACCUCAAGAGCACUCAGGCAAAGGCGACAAAGGUUGUGGAGUCUCAGAAGCGUACUUGGGAUAACCGUGAUGCAAGACAAGGCCAGAACCGUUUUGCAGAGUGUGCUACUUGUGGUAAGAGACAUGGUGGAGUUUGUUGGGCCAAAACCAACAAUUGUUAUCAGUGUGGACAGCCAGGACAUACCCAACAGAACUGUCCAAGAGGAGUCAAUAACUGUAGAAGGUGUGGUCAGAGAGGUCAUUUUGCGCGAGAGUGCACAGCGCAGCUGCCUGUAGGACAACAAGGGAACCAGAACAGAGGGAUCCUGCCACCACCUCCCAAGAGACAGGCUGUUGGACCUCGAGUGUUUGCAGCAGCAGAUCAGAUUGGUGCAGAACCGAUUGUGGGGUCUGUCCUUGUUGGAGGAAUUACAGCCUACACAUUAUUCGACACAGGAGCGACACAUUGUUUUGUCAGUCCUGAGGUGGCUAGAUGCUGGGAUUCGAGAAUUGGGUUUGAAGAUAGGCAGAGAAGGAUCGACACUGCUGGCACAGAAGUAAUUGGGUCCUCAAGAACAUAUCGAGAUGUUCCAGUAGUGAUAGAAAAAGAGGGGCUGCUUGGAGAUUUCAUCGAGCUGGAGCUGAAACAUUAUGAAAAAGGAAUUUGGUGUUCCAGGGAGUUAGAGCUUUGGGCAGAAUUCCUGUUAUUUCGAUGGCUCAUGUAG
Messenger RNA from Microthlaspi erraticum, 2070 nucleotides. Lineage: Eukaryota; Viridiplantae; Streptophyta; Magnoliopsida; Brassicales; Brassicaceae. The record is from the annotation of a GenBank genome assembly.